AUGACGGGUAGCGGGUUGCUGCCUUAUGGCACCACCUGCAACGAGGCGGAGUACUGCGGGCUGCUUUACGGCAUGCAGGUGGCCGCCCACCGCGCCGGGGCGCGCCGUCUGGUUGCCCAGGGCGACAGCCAGCUCGUCCUCGCGCAGCUGGACGGAAGCUACCGCGCGCGGUCCACGCGGCUGGAGCCGCUGCUGCGCACGGCCUGGGCUCUGAGGGCGGGCUUCACCGAGGUCACCACGAAACACGUCCCCAGGGAGCUGAACGUAAUGGCGGACCUGCAGGCCAACCUGUCCAUAGACCUGCUGCUCCGCCUCGGCGCUGCCGCGCGCGCGCCGCCGAGCGGCUACCGCCCCGCCGCGCUGCGGCUGGCGUCGGUGCUGGCGCUGCCGGCGGCGGAGGUGCUCAAGCUUGAGGGCGCGGACGACUUCAGGGCGGCGAUCGCGCUGGCCGCCGCGCGCCGCUGUGGCGUGCCGCUGCGGGACGUGGAAGCUGCCCUCGCUUCCGAGGACGAGGCGUACGAUGAGAAGCUGCCGCGAAGGCGCUCUUCGGGCCGCAGCCGGGUGAUCAAGGAAAUGUACAGGGGCGACGGCGCCGGCACCGGGGGCGGCGGCGACGAUAAGGGGGCCGCGGCCGCGGCUGCGGCUGUGGAUGGACAGGAGGCGUUCGGGCCCGCCGUGCCGCGGCCGCUGCUGCUUUUCGUGCGGCGCUACAGCGCGCAGGAGGGGCAGGCGUACGCGACGGCAGUUGCGCAGCAGCUGCCGCUGGAGCGGCUGGCGCCGCUGUCCUUUGUACCGCUCGAGGCGUGGGACGCGACCUCUGGCCGGGCCAGCGGCAGCAGCUUUGACAGCGGCAGCAGCACAUUGGACGACAGCAGCAGCAGCAGCAGCAGCGGCAGCAGCAGCAGCAGCGGCAGCAGCAGCAGCGCUGAAAGGGACGCAGGGCUAAUCCCCCCAACCGCAGCAGCCCCAGAGCCUGCCGAAAUCCGCGCGGCAGGCGCGCCGCCGCCCCAACAGCAGGCGCCGCCGCCGCCGCCGCCGCCGCAGGCGCAGCCGCAGCUGCAGCAGAUCGGCGGCGGCUCGGAGGCGGGCGCGCGGGCCGAUCCGGAGCAGAUCUCCGUCCAAGCGGCAGGCGGGGAGACAGAUGAUUUAGAUGAGGAGCUGCCCCCAGAGCUCGCCGCCCUGCUGCACCCCGACACCGACUCCGACGCCGCCGGCGCCCUCGACCACGCCCUCCUUGCUGCCGGCGACGCGACGCGCCCGCUGCCCCCCGUCGGCGUCUCCGGCCCGCAGGCCGUGACCGGCGCGUCCGCCGUCGCCGCCGCCGACGCGGCGGCGACGUACGUGCUGCAGUUUGACGGCGCGAGCCGCAACAACCCGGGGCGCGCGGGGUGGGGGUACGUGCUGUACCGCGGGGUCGACGCGCGCACGCGGGUGGCGCAGGGCUGCAUGACCCUGCGGUACGGCACUACGGCGGUGGCGGCGGAGUACUGGGGGCUGAUCAAGGGGCUGGAGGCGGCGGCGGCGAUGGGCAUCAGGCGGCUCGUCAUCGAGGGUGACUCCGAGCUCGUGAUCCACCAGCUGACCUACCGCCGCGUGUCGGGCGUCACCCGCGCCGUGACUGCCGCGCUGUUCGUGCGCGUCGUGAGCCUGCUGGGGUCCUUUGACGAGUUCGAGCUGGUCGGGGUGCCCAGGCCGGCGCAGCGCGGCCUGCGGCGGCCGCGGCCGGUGGGCAGCGCCCAGGCGCGGCCGGAUCGUUGA
Molecule: messenger RNA, 1758 nt
Organism: Monoraphidium neglectum
Lineage: Eukaryota; Viridiplantae; Chlorophyta; Chlorophyceae; Sphaeropleales; Selenastraceae
Exons: 6
Coding region: 1-1758 (585 amino acids)
Molecular function (GO): RNA-DNA hybrid ribonuclease activity; nucleic acid binding
Source: RefSeq, a predicted model, not a curated record